This is a messenger RNA of Eurytemora carolleeae, 2350 nucleotides long. Its product is annotated as zinc finger protein 431. The transcript is spliced from 3 exons. The coding region runs from base 1 to 1395 and encodes 464 amino acids. Lineage: Eukaryota; Metazoa; Arthropoda; Copepoda; Calanoida; Temoridae. Gene Ontology annotation, biological process: regulation of transcription by RNA polymerase II. The record is from RefSeq and is a predicted model, not a curated record. Gene Ontology annotation, cellular component: nucleus. Gene Ontology annotation, molecular function: RNA polymerase II transcription regulatory region sequence-specific DNA binding; DNA-binding transcription factor activity, RNA polymerase II-specific.
AUGGCAGAGAAUAUAAAAGAAGAAGUUUUCAUUAAGGAAGAACUUGUUCCAUCUUUUAGCUUAGAGGAAACAAGUACUUGGGAUGUGCAGAAAGAAGAUGUCAAGAUGGAAAAUACAGAUAAUAAAGAUAAUACUGGUGGUAAAACAAAACAAGAAAUAAUGUUGGAGAAGCUUGUGAUGAAAGAAGAAACUUUUUCCAUCAAGGAAGAAAUUCUUCCAGGAUCUACUGUAGAAGAUACUUGUACAGUUUAUGUACAAGGCGAGAGAAUUAAAAGAGAAAUUUCAGAUAUUAAAAAUGAAAGUAUUAAUGACAAAGAAGAUCCUCAUUUCACUGAACCAAAGAGAUGCAAGAAGAGUAAACUGGGAAAACAAACAUAUCCCUGUGAGAAAUGUGAUUAUGUGGCAGCCAGCGCUAAAAAUCUCAAGAGACAUGUGCACAGUAUGCAUGAAGGAGUGAUAUAUCCUUGUGAUCAGUGUGAAUACUCUGCCACUACAACAGGUUCUCUGAAAAAGCAUAUUGAAAAUAAACAUGAAGGUGUUAGAUACACUUGUGUCCAGUGUGUAUAUGCUGCCACUACAGCAGAAUAUCUGAGGAAACAUAUUAAAAAUAAACAUGAAGAUGUAAGAUAUCCCUGUGAUCAGUGUAAAUACUGUGCCACUACAGCAGGUACUUUGAAGAGACAUUUUGAAAAUAAACAUGAAGGAGUGAGAUAUCCCUGUGACCAGUGUGAAUACGUUGCUACUACAGUUGGAAGUUUAAAAAGACAUAUUAAAUAUAAACAUGAAGGAGUGAGAUAUUUCUGUGGUCAGUGCGAUUAUGCCGCUACAACAAAAGAUGGUCUUAAGAAACAUAUUGAAUAUAAACAUGAAGGAGUGAGAUAUCCAUGUGAACAUUGUGAAUAUUCUGCUAUUACAGCAAGUAAACUUAAGAAACAUAUCGAAAACAAACAUGAAGGAGUGAGAUAUUCCUGCAAUCAGUGUGAAUACGCUGCCACCACCACAUCUGAUCUAACGAAACAUAUUGAACGUAAACAUAAAGGAAUGAGAUAUCCAUGUGACCAAUGUAAAUACACGGCCUCAACAGCUGGAGAUCUUAAUAAACAUUUCAGACAUAAACAUGAAGGAGUAAGAUAUCCCUGUGACCAGUGUGAACAUGCUGCUAUUACGGAAAGUAGUCUAAAGAAACACGUUGAAAAUAAACAUGAAGGAGUAAGAUAUCCCUGUGCCCAGUGUAAAUACGCUGCCACUACAGCAGCUCAUCUGAAGAAACACAUUGAAAAUAAACAUGAAGGAGUGCGAUAUCCUUGUGACCAGUGUGAUUAUGCCGCUACUGAAGUGGGUAGCCUGAGGAGACAUAUUAGAAGUAAACAUGACCUACUGCAACAACUGAUCUGAAGAAACGUAUUGAAAAUGAACAAGAAGUCGAGUGAAACGAAACAUCCAAGUGACCAGUGUGUGUACGCUGCUCCCUCAUACAAGUAAUCUAAAGAGACAUAAAGAGAGUAAACACUAAACACACCAAUUGAGAACUCCAUGCUAUAAUUCACUUUUCACAGUAAACUGCUUUUGUUUUAAAAAUCAUAACUCUAUUUAUAUUUCCAUUGAACACGUAGGCCAUUUUAAAUUCAUUCUCAACAACUUUCUUUAAAGUUGAAUCUUAACAUUCUGUCGUUUUAUGAUUUUUCUCUAAUGUCCUUUUUUGUCUGAAAACAUUAUGUGUUUGGUUAAUAUCAAACAGUUUCUUGUUAAUUUGUGGAUUCAUUAAAAUUUCAAAAUAGUUGUUAAACCCAACCAUCUACAAGCAAUCCAAAGAGCCAUAUGGCAGGUCCUUUAAAUAAUGUGGUUCAGUAAGUUCUGCCAAUUCUGUAUGUGUAAUAGAAAAACUGUUCUGGCACUGGUUGAUAAACGCUUUUCUGGUAAAUUUAGCUUUUAAGAAAACAUUUUAAACGUAUAAUUUCAAUUUAUUUUAAAAUGAAACUAUUAAAGAUGCGACGCAAGAAAUAAAGUUGGAAGAGUUUGAGAUGAAAGAAGAAACAGUUUCCAUCAAGGAAGAACUUCUUCCAGUUUCUACUGUAGAAGAUAUUUGUACAGUUUAUGUACAGGGAACAGGUUCUACUUUAGAAAAUACUUGUACAGUAUAUGUACAUGGUGUAGGUUCUACUGUAGAAGUUACUUGUAUAGUUUAUGUACAGAGGGAGAGCAUCAAAAGAGAAAGAAUAGAAAUGAUAAUCAAAGUAAGAAUAAGUUUUUUUGCUGUGAAACAAAACUUAUUCUUUCAAAAUAAUGAUUUGUAACACCAAAAUAUGAAUAAUAUUGUCAAUAAUUUUAAAACUGUAUAUUGCAACUAAGA